Molecule: messenger RNA, 1584 nt
Organism: Erinaceus europaeus (western European hedgehog)
Lineage: Eukaryota; Metazoa; Chordata; Mammalia; Eulipotyphla; Erinaceidae
Gene: BSCL2
Product: BSCL2 lipid droplet biogenesis associated, seipin
Exons: 11
Coding region: 257-1492 (411 amino acids)
Biological process (GO): lipid storage; lipid droplet organization
Cellular component (GO): endoplasmic reticulum membrane
Source: RefSeq, a predicted model, not a curated record
AGCAGUUGACCUAAGGAAGGACCCAAGAAAGGAAAAUGGCAGCUCAAAGGAGGGCACAGAAGAACUUCUUCUCCCGGAAGGGGUUCUCCGAAGUGGGCACAGGGGAGAUGAGGGGAUCCUCACAGGCGUGAGCAUCACAGGACCCUCGGCUCUGUCAGUAUCCAGGAAAAUGUGACAAGCUGCAAAGUAUCCUCUUCUAGAUCACCACUUCAUGUCCUAGCCACAAGUGACUGGAGUGGAAAAUCUAGGGGCAGUGAUGUCCAAACAAAUGGCAGAUCAAAGAGAAGAAGGAGUGGAUGGAGUUAAAGUAUUUGCUGGAAGUCAGAUCAAAGGAUUGGACAAAGAGGAGGAACCCCUAGCUGCUCCAUCCCAUGGCCAGGGGUGGCGACCAGGUGGCAGAACGGCUAAGAGCACAAGGCCUGAAGCUGGAACCCGAGCCUCCACCAUGGUUGGUGACCCACCAGUACCUGCCGUACUGUGGGCCCAGGAGGUAGGCCACGUCUUGGCCGGCCGUGCCCGCAAGUUGCUGCUUCAGUUUGGGAUGCUGUUCUGUACCACCCUCCUCCUGCUCUGGGUGUCUAUCUUCCUCUACGGCUCCUUCUACUAUUCCUACAUGCCGACAGUCAGCCACCUCAGCCCCGUGCAUUUCUCCUACAGGACCGACUGUGAUUCCUCCUCUUUACUCUGCUCCUUCCCUGUUGCCAAUGUUUCUCUGGCUAAGACCGGACGUGAUCGGGUGAUGCUCCAUUAUCGCUCUCACCUACUCCAAGUACUCGACACCAUCCUCUUCUCUGGCUUCCUGCUGUUUGGCUUUGCAGAACAGAAGCAGCUCCUGGAGGUGGAGAUGUACCCAGAGUACAGAGAGAACUCAUAUGUGCCGACCACUGGAGCCAUAAUUGAGGUCCACAGCAAGCGCGUCCAGAUGUAUGGAGCCUACCUGCGCAUUCACGCCCACUUCACCGGGCUCAGGUACCUGUUGUACAACUUCCCCAUGACCUGCGCCUUCAUCGGUGUGGCCAGCAACUUCACCUUCCUCAGCGUCAUCGUGCUCUUCAGCUACAUGCAGUGGGUGUGCGGGGGCAUCUGGCCCAGACACCGAUACUCUCUGCAGGUAAAUACCCGGAAAAGAGACAGUCCCCGAAAGGAAGUCCAGCAAAGGACCUCUGUCCACUCGCCAGGUCAAGGCACAGCACCCCAAGACCAGCAGGUGCCCACCCAACUCCCAGACAUCGCUGAGGAUGGUGUGAGCCCUGAAGAUCCCUCAGGAACAGGCACAGCAGAGGGACGUCUGUCUGAGGGCGAGAAACCAGGCCCACAGUCUCCCAUUGGGGAGGAGGAGCCGGAGGCCAGCGAUGGCUCCUGGGAAGAUGCAGCUCUGCUCACAGAGGCCAACCUGCCCGCUUCUGCCCCUGCCCUGGCCCCAGAGACCCUGGGUAGCUCCCAGCCUGAGAGGAGCGCCCUCCGGCAUCGCUCUACCUGUUCCAGCUCCUGAAAGCCGGUGCCCCCACACUCCAGCCAUUUCGCACCUGACUGCUUGCCCUUCCCCCCUUGCCUUGGCUCCCUCAAUAAACUAUUUUCAUGCCA